AUGGCGAUGAUAGUGGAUGCAUUUGCUACACAACUGGUGAAAAGGCUCACAAAGGUCAUUGAAGAGAAGGCCAUCAUGGUGUUAGGAGUCAAGAAUGAACUCCAAGAGCUUCAGCGAAAGAUGGAGAGGAUCACAUGUGUACUCAAAGAUGCUGACAGGAGAAGGAUACAAGACGAGACUGUCAAAUUAUGGGUCAAUGAGCUGAAGGAUUGGAUGUACGAUGCCGAAGACAUCAUUGAUCUUUGCAUGAUACAGGGUAUGGGGCUCUUGCAAGAUGAUCAUAAUUCUCCAGCUGAGUCAAGUACUACUGCUUCCACACGGGUACGCUGCUGUAACUUUUCUAUGCUCUCUUGUGUGCGCAGUGUGCCAUUUCGCUAUGAGAUUGCUGAUAAAAUUAAGAAUCUCAAUGUUAAGUUAGAAAAGAUAUCUAAGGAUAAGGAUAACUUUAAUUUCAUAAUUUCUUCUAAAUCAAGUGAUGAUGCAUAUGUCAUGAAUGACGCUUCCUAUCGCCAGAGUUCCUUUUUACCAGAAUCUGACAUUGUGGGUUGGGAUAUUAUAGAUGCUACUAACAGUCUUGUUGAAUUAUUAGUCUCUCAACAUCAACAGAAAUGUCGUCUUUUUGGGAUUGUUGGCAUGGGGGGCAUCGGCAAAACUACUCUAGCGCAAUUGAUAUAUAAUGAUUCGAAGAUAAAUGAUGAUUUCGUGUUGCAUUCAUGGAUUUGUGUUUCAAAAUUUUACACAUCAAGGACCGACUUGCUGAAGGAACUCAUAAGAAAUGUUGGAGGUACUUCCGGAGAGGCAACAACAACCGCAGAGUUACAAAAAAUACUUUGUGAUGUUUUAUAUGGGAAGAGCUUAUUUGUGGUUUUGGAUGAUGUUUGGGAUGCAGAUGUAUGGAUUAAUUUAAUUAAAAUUCCAGUUGAAAGAACAACGACAAAAUGCAGGGUUGUGAUUACGACAAGAGACAGGAACACUGCUAUAAAAAUGGGGGCAAUUCAUAUCCACAAUGUCAACAAACUACCUUUGAAUUUUGGUUGGGAAUUGUUAUGCAAAAAAGUUUUCACAAAUAAUGAUGAGAGCGAGAUUCGGAGAAUGAAGGAUAUAGGGAUGAAGAUUGUUGAGAAAUGCGAUGGUCUUCCCCUUGCAAUAAAAGUCAUUGCGGGUGUUCUGAUAACAACUGAGCAAAAAUAA
Molecule: messenger RNA, 1191 nt
Organism: Dioscorea cayenensis subsp. rotundata (Guinea yam)
Lineage: Eukaryota; Viridiplantae; Streptophyta; Magnoliopsida; Dioscoreales; Dioscoreaceae
Product: putative disease resistance protein RGA3
Exons: 1
Coding region: 1-1191 (396 amino acids)
Biological process (GO): defense response to fungus
Molecular function (GO): ADP binding
Source: RefSeq, a predicted model, not a curated record